AUGGAAUGCGAUAUUUUGGCAGGGGAAAGAGGGCCAUCCUUCACGGAUGUGUCACAGAUAUCUAACUGGAAAGUGCUGCAUAUUCGUUUUGUUGCCGGGACAAGCGAAAGUUCUCACUCACAAACCAUAGACACUCGAAUGACAACUACAAGCUCAAGCCCCGUGAAAUUCCAAAGUACUUCUAAACGUCACCCAGAACCUUCAAAAGUACCAGCGUCUGUGCCUUUGAGUUCCUUACUUAACAUAGGCAAGUUAAUCGUGCCGAGAAAUGAUAUAGUCACUGUGGUUGUUGAGGAGUUCAAUCUUCAGGAGAAAGCAUGGCUGCCUCCUUUGGAGGUGAAAGUGUCUUUAGAGAACGAGCCUUUUUCCAGUGGCUCUUUCCGUGAUGCAUAUAGAGCGUCAGUAAUCUCUGGGCUUCCAGGUAAAGAAAAAUAUGUUCUGAAAAAAUUCAAGAAGGACCAGAUCAAUGGCAUAGAACAACUAUUUGACACAAUUGAAGCUCAUACAAGGAAGAUGGUCCAAAUGAAUGCCUUGGCUCGCAAUUUGGCUUUAAAAAUGUCCUUAAAUGUCCCUAAAGAAUUUGGUGACACUUUUACUUACAAUAAGGUGUACUUUGGCAAACUCAACGGCGAAGAGGUUACACUAGAAAGGUAUUUAGAGGGAAAAUUCGUGAAACACAUCAACAAUACUGGUGACAUCUACACUAGUCUUGGAGACGAACUAGGGAUGAAGUGUGAAGCUUUUGUCCAUUACACGUAUCAAAGCACCGAUAGGCAGCUAAUGGUGGUAGACAUACAAGGAGUUGGACUUGAUUUGUGUGAUCCAGAAAUAGCAUCACACACCUUGAAAGAUGACAAAGAUAAUUCUAUUUUCUUUUGCACAGUUAUACAACAGUUUCGAGCAGAAUACUGUGGAAUAUCCCAUGAGUCACUUGUAUUUUAUAUUAAACACGAGCCUUUAGGCGAGUUUGUAUACAAAGAAAACACAAGUGAUGAGUGGGAUAUCCAUGGUAUGCCACGAGAAACCAUUGUAUAA
This is a messenger RNA of Exaiptasia diaphana, 1035 nucleotides long. RefSeq names its product eukaryotic elongation factor 2 kinase. NCBI's taxonomy places the organism in Eukaryota, Metazoa, Cnidaria, Anthozoa, Actiniaria, Aiptasiidae. Gene Ontology annotation, molecular function: ATP binding; protein serine/threonine kinase activity. The transcript is spliced from 2 exons. The record is from RefSeq and is a predicted model, not a curated record. The coding region runs from base 1 to 1035 and encodes 344 amino acids. Gene Ontology annotation, biological process: protein phosphorylation.